AUGAGCAAUGAACUGCUUCUAGUUUAUUACAAUGGAAAUUGGACCACUGAGAUAAAGUAUGAGGGAUACGAGGUUUGUGGCUUUCAUCACAAAGAAACAGAGACCUUUGAUGAAUUAGUUGAAGGACCGGGUGAUGCGCGUAACGAACGUGACGCACGAAUAGGCAGUGCAGACGAGCUGAUGCGGGCGCGUGCGGGACAGGAUGUUGGGAACGGGAACGUCGGGUCGCGCAGGUCACGAGCAGAGGCGUGCAGGGACAACGUGCUGGUGAUGUGCGGAGGAGCUGGGCGUCGCGAUCGUCGCUGGGACCUUCGAGUGUUGCUCGUCUGCGUGCGGUAG
Striga asiatica is the source of this 339-nucleotide messenger RNA. NCBI's taxonomy places the organism in Eukaryota, Viridiplantae, Streptophyta, Magnoliopsida, Lamiales, Orobanchaceae. The record is from the annotation of a GenBank genome assembly.